This is a messenger RNA of Wallemia mellicola CBS 633.66, 582 nucleotides long. RefSeq lists its product as hypothetical. Gene Ontology annotation, cellular component: membrane. Lineage: Eukaryota; Fungi; Basidiomycota; Wallemiomycetes; Wallemiales; Wallemiaceae. The annotation marks the transcript as partial. The record is from RefSeq and is a predicted model, not a curated record. The transcript is spliced from 5 exons.
GGUCCGUUCGCAUUGGGAGUACAAGCUUUGAUGGGCGUGAUAGUACUCGGUGCACUCGUUUUCAAACGCUACAGAGAGCCUUAUAGACGUCCAUGGAAAAUCUGGUACGCGCUAUGCGAUGUUUCCAAGCAGAUAAUAGGGCAGGCUUUCGUACAUGGCUUCAAUCUCCUAGUCUCAGACUUUUUCGCCGUACAUGGCGGUGAAAAUCCAUGUAGCGGUUAUUUCCUCAACAUUACGAUAGACACAACGAUAGGCGUUCUCAUUAUAUACGGCUUCAUGAAAUUGUUCCAUUGGCUACUCGUUACUAAGCUUCACAACGAACGUUUUCGUUCCGGACACUAUGGCAAACCACCUUCUAUUAUUUCAUGGCUUCUUCAGCUAGUCGUCUACGUACUGAUCCUCACCCUCAUGAAACUCCUCGUUGCUGUUUCUUUAGCAAUCUUACCCUUAUUCAGUAUAUCGGAUUUCCUGCUUGAUGAGAUUAGUCCAAACGCACAAGUUAUUAUCUCUAUGUGUAUCUGGCCCCUCAUCAUGAACGUUCUGCAGUUCUGGUUAAUAGAUUCGCUUAUUAAAUCUAAAUCU